AUGAGUACGUAUAUAAAUUCUCUCGAAACAAAAUUUCAUGAAAAUACCAAAAUACCUGUUCCAUUGGCAGGUGAAUCCUAUUUUCAUCGUCAUCAACCAGUAAAGUUUAAAGUGGUUAUUGAAGGAACCACCAUAAAAGAGUAUUCGGCGACUGGUAAAAUAUUUCUUACGGAUAAACGACUUAUGUUCAUCGCACAAGAACCUUUACAUAAUUUUGAAACGUUUCAUGUAAUGUUAAAAGAUGUUUAUUCAUCUAUAAAAUCUCCCCCUCCUCGUUUUAAGAAGAAAAAAGUUUUUUCCGUGAGAAUUAAUAUAGGAGAUGAAGUUUUGAUAAUUUCGCUUCGUUAUAAAAGUAAAAAUUUGGGGGAUAAAAAAAUUUUUGAAGAUUAUUAUUCAAUGUUAGUAAGAGUCUAA
This is a messenger RNA of Rhizophagus irregularis DAOM 181602=DAOM 197198, 414 nucleotides long. RefSeq lists its product as uncharacterized. NCBI's taxonomy places the organism in Eukaryota, Fungi, Glomeromycota, Glomeromycetes, Glomerales, Glomeraceae. The record is from RefSeq and is a predicted model, not a curated record.